AUGGGCGGUUCGCAAAGCCGAGAGGGACUCGAACUUUCGGAUUCGGAAUAUUCCAGCAACGGCGAGGAGGAGGAGGAGGAGCAGCAAGAGGCAGAGUACGCCGAUGCAGAGGAUCGCACCCCACAGUCGAGUGCCGAAACCCUAGACGAUCUGGAUUCGAGGCUGCGGGCAUUGAAAUUGAAGUACCAGAAAAGCCCCGCCACCGCCUCUCGGAAACCUAACGCCGGCCUCGAGAACGCAGUGAAGCUCUACCUCCACAUCGGUGGAAACACGCCCAAAGCGAAGUGGGUGGUGUCGGAGAAGCUGAGCUCUUAUGGUUUCGUCAAGAUGCUGAAAAUUGAUGGCGACGAGGAGUACGAUGAGGAUGAAUUGGGCCGCGGUGAAGGAUUUUGGGUAUUGAAAGUGGGGAGGAAAAUUAGGGCUAGGGUUUCGACUGAUUUGCAGAUGAAGUUUUUCGGAGACCAGAGGAGGGUCGAUUUCGUGGACGGCGGUGUUUGGGCUUUGAAAUUCUUCGCGGACGGGGAUUACAGGAGCUUCGUCACUAAAUUCCAGGAUUGUUUGUUUGAAAAUGUGUAUGGAUUGAAACCGACAGAGGAAAAUAAGGUGAAAAUUUAUGGGAAGGACUUUCUGGGAUGGGUGAAGCCCGAGGAUUCGGAUGAUUCAAUGUGGGAGGAUGCAGAUGCCGGCGAGUGGAGAAGUACCGAUAAGGCCCGUUCAAUGGAAUUUUCAGACAGGGAGAGCCAGGACUUGCUUAAGGAGUUUGAGGAGGCUGCUGUGGGUGGCGGCAUCCAGAGCCUGGCCCUCGGGGCACUGGAUAACAGCUUCUUAGUCAGUGACUCGGGAGUUCAGGUCGUGAAGAAUUUCAGCCAUGGGAUUCACGGCAAGGGAGUGUAUGUAAAGUUCAACGACCAGAAAGUGGGAGGCCCGGGAACUCCCAAGAAGGCACUUUUGAUGAGGGGGGAGACGAAUAUGAUGCUCAUGAGCCCCCUCAAGGAAGGAAAGCUUCAGUCUCCCGGGCUUCUCCAGAUGGACAUCGAAACCGGAAAAAUCGUCACAAAUUGGAAGUUUGAGAAGGAUGGUGCAGAUAUAACCAUGAAGGAUAUCACUAGCGAUUCGAAGGGUUCCCAGCUGGACCCAUCUGAGUCGACCUUCUUAGGAUUGGACGACAAUCGUCUUUGCCAGUGGGAUAUGCGGGAUAAGAAAGGGAUGGUUCAGAAGAUGGCCAGUUCAAGUUCAGGCUCGCCUGUACUUCACUGGACUCAGGGGCACCAGUUUUCGAGGGGGACUAAUUUCCAGUGUUUUGCCACGGCUGGGGAUGGUUCUAUUGUGGUGGGGUCUCUUGAUGGGAAGAUAAGGCUUUACUCGAGGACUUCUAUGAGGCAAGCGAAAACCGCCUUCCCAGGGCUCGGCUCACCCAUUACGUCAGUUGACGUGACAUAUGAUGGGAAGUGGGUGUUGGGCACGACCGACACGUAUUUGAUCUUGAUAUGCACAUUGUUCACGGAUAAGGAUGGGAAGACAAAAACUGGUUUCGAGGGGCGGAUGGGGAAUAAGAUACCUGCUCCAAGGUUGCUGAAGCUGACUCCUGUGGAUGCGCAUUUGGCUGGGGCAGAUAAUAAGUUCCAUGCAGGGCAUUUCUCCUGGGUUACUGAAAGCGGGAAACAAGAAAAGCAUCUGGUGGCAACUGUAGGCAAGUUCAGUGUGAUAUGGAACUUCCAUCAGGUGAAGAACAGUGCCCAUCACUGUUAUCAGAACCAGCAAGGCCUCAAGAGCUGCUAUUGCUACAAGAUUGUACUGAAAGACGAGUCCAUAAUCGAGAGCCGGUUUAUGCACGACAAGUUUGCGCUCGACAAUUCACCCGAGGCCCCUUUGGUUGUGGCCACCCCAAUGAAAGUCACUUCUUUCAGCAUGUCUGGUGGCAAACGGUGA
This is a messenger RNA of Striga hermonthica, 1929 nucleotides long. The record is from the annotation of a GenBank genome assembly. NCBI's taxonomy places the organism in Eukaryota, Viridiplantae, Streptophyta, Magnoliopsida, Lamiales, Orobanchaceae.